AUGUCUUCUAUUGAGCCUCUUUGGCGAGCAUACUCAGAGAGGUUGGAUACUAGGAAAUUUUUCUGUAGAAAUUUUCGUGGAAAGACAGAGCAUAAACAACUCGUUAAACACAAUCCUAGUGUGAAGAAUCUAGACUUAACAAGUGUCGACCAAGUGGAGAAUACUGUGCUUUUAGAACAUGAUUCGGAUGUGAUACUACAUAGUUCAUUCUUGUUUUGUGUCACUGAAAAUAGUGAAAUUGUGAUUAAUGGAGAGUGCUGCUCUGUCGAUUUGUCGAAAUUAGAAUAUACUGGUUAUUCAGAGAAAAUUUCUAACUUAACUAAUAACAAUGUGCAGAUUAGUCCCUCGCCUACUAUUCGUCUACCAGUACGCAAAAUAAUAACGAAACAUGAAAUGAUAACGAAUGAAAAUACUGUAUAUGAACUAUCAUCAACAUUUAAUGCGAAUCAUGCAGAAAACAACAUUUUGAAGAAAGAUCAUAAGGAAUCCAGUACUCACAGUUAUCUGAAAUAUAAACUUCCUCCUAGUAUAGUAUAUGUUAAUUCUCCUUUGAUUAACAGCCCCUCAUCUGUUUUUACUAAUGAAAACCAGAGUAUGAUUUUGUGUAUAGAACCUCCCGGUAAUCCCUCUAGUUGUGACACUAGUUGUGACACUAUAGUAACGUCCCUUCGGGGCAGUUCUCAGACUUGUUCACAAACAGAUUCAACAAAUAGUUUACUGUUUGAAGAUGCUUUAUACAACAAAAGUAAAAAAACAGAAGUGGUGCAUCAGGAAAUUAUAUAG
This is a messenger RNA of Rhizophagus irregularis DAOM 181602=DAOM 197198, 783 nucleotides long. RefSeq lists its product as uncharacterized. NCBI's taxonomy places the organism in Eukaryota, Fungi, Glomeromycota, Glomeromycetes, Glomerales, Glomeraceae. The record is from RefSeq and is a predicted model, not a curated record.